AUGGAAGACAGCAAAAGUCGAUCUUCGAGCCUGGCUCUAGUGGAAGGCGAUGUUUACUCCAGCAGCUCUAGUCAAAGUGAAACUCUCACAAAAGAGCAGCAGGCAAUUAUUGACAGCAUUGGCAACAAACAACUGGCGAAUCAUCUCCAUAAGCGCACAUUGAAAAUAUUCUCAAGGGAAGAGCGGUUAGCUGCUAUCGAGUUCUACCGGACACAUGCGCAUAUCAAUCCCCAGACAGGCGAAGAACGCAACAUUUCGACUGCCAGCGCGUCCGAAAUACUUCAUAUCAGCAAAUAUACAUUGGAGAGGUGGAUUAACGAGGAAGCAAGAAUUACUUCCAUGAAACACGGAAAUUCCAGAGAUGAUGGCGAAAGAUAUUCAUCUACUCCCAUGCCAGAGCGAUUCAUGUCUGGGAAUUAUCCCUUUCUCAGACUAACACCAGGGCAACUUUUUGCAAAGAAAUACGUAAAAGGAACGGAUCUUUGCAAGUUGCAUCCCAUCACUCAUCCGGUGCCGUUCGUAGGCAUCGAAGGCGGGCGUCGCGGUAAGAUCGAGAGUUUUGCAGGUGCUUAUAGAUUUCUCGGACAUGCGGAAGAUACUUUGCAUCCCGGGCAUCCUCGUGAACCUAGCUUGGACUCAGAGAUACUGUCCCGGCAAUCUAUUAUCGAAGCUGCUGCCCCUUGUCUGGAAAGUUCUCUAGGAAAUAACCCAGGAAUUCAAAGAUUAACAGUCCAGAAUGUCAACUCUCUAUUAUACCAUCUUGCGCCUCGCUAUACUCUUCGACAACCUGGUUUGACAAGAUGCACACCCUGUUAUAAAGAACUGGGGGCUUGUGUCAGUCUUAUAUGCGAGUAUCUGGUCGCCGCCAGUGAUAAGCUUAAGUCUGCCAUUCCGGUCCGAAUCGGGUUCGACUACGACGAGCCCUUCGACGGUGCGCCUCCACACUGGGCCAUAAAGCUACUUCUUAAAACAGACGCUGAAAUCCUGCUGCCUCUAUCGCUCUGCCUGAGAGGUUCAGUCAAGCAUGAAGUAGUCCCAGAUACACUCCUACUCCAGGGCUGGACUAUGGACUAUGAGAUCCUAAAAUGCAAGACGCGAAAACGGCAAAGGAACGACGAGAGAGAGUACGCAAUCAAAUACUCGCAGGAAUUCUAUCAAAAGUCCCAAGCCAUACUUGAAAAAUUUCGGUUGAGUCCGGUGCUGCACAUCCAAGACGUCGAAAUGCUCUUCUUGAGAUCUGAUUCCUGGAGACCUCGCCGUUUCUCCCCAACAUGGACUCUCUAUAGCACCAUUCUACAUUCGAGCUAUCGCUCAGGAGACACCUUAACUCCCAUAUACGGGAAAUACACAGAUGUGGAAUCGGUGGUUGAUGCUAUUGUCACAAAGGCUCCUCUGGUGGCCUUCGCCGUCCCAGUGGUCCAGCCUCUUCAGAUUGUUUCACUUGAUCACCUCUUUCUCAUUCCCCAGGUUUCUGAAGAUACGGUCCUGUCUCAGUUCUUUGGUGACCUGGAGGUUUCUGAAGCACCCUCGUACAAGAAAUUGAAGCUAGAAUCUAUCGAGGAGACACUCAAGCAGGGUGCCUCUACCACCCGCGAUCGCGAAUUUCGCAGGAAUCUCGUAAAGUCAUUGAAUCUAGGUGCCAAAAAGCACCCAGAACGUAUCAAUGACAAGAAAAGGUGCAUGUACUACAGCUGCCCAGAGCCACAGGACGCCCCUGUAUCCUUCUACUGCCGUCACCAUUCCGAGUCGCUCAUCAACUAUGUGAUGAAUCCUGCCGAACCACUAAAGCAGCCGGCAUAUCACAGUCAGAACCGCGAGAUAAAUAUGACAGAUGAAUCUCGCGCCAUCCUGCAUGAACUAAAAUCACUAUAUGAGCGACCUGAGAAGACUUGGAUCGUUGAUUUCGAGUACAUAUCAAUGCCGAAGAGAUAUUCGCCAAUACCACUACAGCUUGCAAUCAGACAACUGGACGGGAAGCUGCUAUACCAAGGGAAUAUCCAUUACGAUAUGUCCAUGCAAGAAUUUAUGGGUGCGACAUCCUCUUAUGUAUCGCAGAAGCACGGGAUGAUGGGGACUGUUUUCAUAAGGUGCUAUGGGGGUCUUAAUACAAACGGAGAGACGCCACUCCAGGUAAGGGACCAGAUCAUCAAAGUCUGCGGAUAUAACCCAGAUUAUAUCAAGAUAUUAUCUUGGUACGCCGCCCAAGAUAUGCAGUGUUUCCUCAGGAUCUUGACUGGGGGCGAAGAGUUAAUCCAGGAUAAGGUCUCUCAUAAAGGUCAUGAGAAUUUUCAGUCAAUCAACGUCGGAGGCCUUUGCGGAAAGCUAUUCCCCAGCCUUCUCUCAACGACGCUUGAGUCGGUUCACGAAUUUUUCGGCGGAAGUGGGGUGUCUGGCGGAGAAUACCAUACUGCUUUAUAUGACACUGAGGCAAUGGCUACGAUCGUCAGGACUCUUGUACAGUUGUAA
This is a messenger RNA of Aspergillus puulaauensis, 2466 nucleotides long. RefSeq lists its product as uncharacterized. The transcript has 3 exons. The record is from RefSeq and is a predicted model, not a curated record. Bases 1 to 2466 code for a protein of 821 amino acids. Lineage: Eukaryota; Fungi; Ascomycota; Eurotiomycetes; Eurotiales; Aspergillaceae.